Messenger RNA from Nicotiana tabacum (common tobacco), 1177 nucleotides. The record is from RefSeq and is a predicted model, not a curated record. NCBI's taxonomy places the organism in Eukaryota, Viridiplantae, Streptophyta, Magnoliopsida, Solanales, Solanaceae.
CAGAAAACACGAAAUAAAGAUUUCUUUCACACAAUGAGAGAAAGAAGAGAGGCCUCUGCCAAUAGUCAUAGGAAGCUCAAAAGUGUCUCCUAGUUUCUGAGAUAGAAACUAGAAUUCGAGAAUGUUCUUUCGAACCGUUGAAGUGAAUUCUAGAAUGUUAGCCGAUGCUGGGAUUUUGACGGUGGGCUCGCCGCGGUUACUGGGUAAUUCCAAAAGAACGCCUCGGCUUUGUGAAAGAGCACGGUAUAGGGUUAAGUCCUGCAUGUUUAGCAGCACUGAGUUCAGUAUCUAAUGCUCCUGCAGAGGAUUCUGGUCUCACCUAUACUGGCAUGAUCAGAAUUAUUCCUGAUUUAUCUACCAGAUGCAGAAUCCCUUGGGAAAAGAAGCAGGAAAUGUGCUUAGCUGACAUGGUAACUAAACCUGGUAAACCAUGGGAAUAUUGUCCAAGAGAAGUGUUUCGGAAAGUCUCUAAAAUUUUAAAAGAUGAAUUUGACUUGGUUGUGAAUGCCGGCUUUGAAAUUGAAUUUUAUCUUUUGAAGAGUGUGAUGAGGAAUGGCAAAGAAGAUUGGGUGCCAAUUGAUAAGACCUCUUACUGUUCUACAUCAGCAUUUGAUGUUGCAUCCUCUAUAUUAGAAGAUAUCAACAUACAUCUUCAAACGAUGAAUAUUUCAGUUGAACAGGUAAGUUUUGCAUUUCCUUGAAUGCUUGCUUGCAAAUUGAUGUUUCUCAUGGUGUCUAUGCACGCAGUACUGCAUAUACUAGGAGCUUUUAGCAUGCAUUUCUCUAUUUAUUUUCAUGAAAAAGCUUGACUGCUUGUGUAAUGUAUUAGUACCUUUCUUAAUGAUAGAACUACAUGUACUAAUAUUUUUAUACUGAAACAAUACAUUCAAAGAGACUAGGGUAUGGAAGAAUACAGAGCUUUUUAUACAACAUUAACGAUCUCAGUGAGAGAAGAGUUUUUGCUAACAAAUUAAAGUUGAUUGUUUAUAGGAGCAUAUCGAACUUAUAAAUCUCCUGAAGUAACUUUUUCAAGACAUCUAUACUUGGUAUGAGCUUGUUGUGCAAGAACAUGAGAUAGAUAAAUUAUACUAAUAUUGCCAUGGUAAUACAACAACAACAACAUACCCAGUAAAAUCCCACUAGUGGGGUCUGGGGAGAGUAGAGUGUACGCAGACCU